Molecule: messenger RNA, 3352 nt
Organism: Apodemus sylvaticus (European woodmouse)
Lineage: Eukaryota; Metazoa; Chordata; Mammalia; Rodentia; Muridae
Gene: Sox7
Product: SRY-box transcription factor 7
Biological process (GO): regulation of DNA-templated transcription; cell differentiation; anatomical structure morphogenesis
Molecular function (GO): RNA polymerase II cis-regulatory region sequence-specific DNA binding; DNA-binding transcription factor activity, RNA polymerase II-specific
Source: RefSeq, a predicted model, not a curated record
CUCCCUGCCGGCAGGUCGCAGCGGGGACGCCGCGGCGGGGCAGCCGGGAGGGGCCGCGCCGCCCCAGAGAGUCAUUGGCGGACCCGGUGGCCCGAAGCUGAUAAAUAAGGGCCCGAACCGAGGCUGCUGGCCAAGUUGGACGUCGCGACCCAAGUAAGGGCCAGGUCAGCGCCGGCCCCACGAGGCAAAGCCAAGUGACCCGCGUUCGGCCAUGGCCUCACUGCUGGGCGCCUACCCUUGGACCGAGGGACUGGAGUGUCCCGCCCUGGAAGCCGAGCUGUCGGAUGGGCUGUCGCCGUCCGCAGUACCCCGACCUUCAGGGGACAAGGGUUCGGAAAGCCGGAUCCGGCGACCCAUGAAUGCCUUCAUGGUCUGGGCCAAGGAUGAGAGGAAACGUCUGGCGGUGCAGAACCCGGACCUGCACAACGCGGAGCUCAGCAAGAUGCUGGGAAAGUCAUGGAAGGCGCUGACACUGUCCCAGAAGAGGCCCUACGUGGAUGAGGCAGAGCGGCUGCGCCUGCAGCACAUGCAGGACUACCCCAACUACAAGUACCGGCCCCGCAGGAAGAAACAAGGCAAGCGACUCUGCAAGCGUGUCGACCCUGGCUUCCUCCUGAGCUCCCUCUCUCGAGACCAGAACACGCUGCCUGAGAAAAACAACAUUAGCAGGGGGGCUUUGGGGGAGAAGGAGGACAGGGGUGAGUACUCCCCAGGUGCCACCUUGCCUGGACUGCACAGCUGCUACCGCGAGGGUGCAGCUGCUGCCCCUGGCAGUGUGGACACAUAUCCCUAUGGGCUGCCCACACCUCCAGAGAUGUCGCCCCUGGAUGUGCUGGAGCCGGAGCAGACCUUCUUCUCGUCCUCAUGUCAGGAGGAGCGUGGCCACCCCCAUCACCUCCCCCAUCUACCAGGGCCCCCUUACUCACCGGAGUUCACACCUAGUCCCCUCCACUGCAGUCACCCUCUAGGCUCUUUGGCUCUUGGCCAAUCCCCAGGGGUUUCUAUGAUGUCCUCUGCUCCUGGUUGCCCCCCAUCUCCAGCCUACUACUCCCAUGCCACCUACCACCCUCUCCACCCCAACCUCCAGGCACACCUGGGCCAGCUGUCCCCACCUCCCGAGCACCCUGGCUUUGACACCUUGGAUCAGCUAAGCCAGGUGGAACUUCUGGGGGACAUGGAUCGCAAUGAAUUUGACCAGUAUUUGAACACUCCCGGCCACCCUGACUCUGCUGCAGGGGUUGGAACCCUCACUGGGCAUGCCCCACUCUCCCAGGGGACUCCAACAGGCCCUACAGAGACCAGCCUCAUCUCCGUCCUGGCCGAUGCCACGGCCACAUAUUACAACAGCUACAGUGUGUCGUAGAGCUGGAGGAACGGAGCCUGUCCCAGCCCUGCCAUCCCCUCCUCCCUAUGAAGCACUGAGCUGAGCAGAAACUGUAGCCAUACCACUCCUUGGUGGCAGGAGGUCAAAAGUGCUGUUUCAGAGCCUUCGGUCAAAAGCCAGGAUCCAGCGCCCCUUCUCUCCCUUCAAAUGUGCUUUGCUGGCUCCACCCUGGAAGCACCCGGAGCUGUAUGCAGUAGGAUUUCCUAGCUACUCUAUACCAUCAGUGUAGCUGAUGGGGAGAAGCCCAGUGCAUUGGAGCUCCUGCUUCUGGUGUAGCUACUUCUGAUCUGUGGUGCUCCCAGUGAGACGGACCCUGGGCCUGGGGCUCCAUCUCAGUUCAGUCUCACUGCCAAAACCUCAUUCUGGCUGACUCUUCCCUCCUGUACAGUGAGGGCUGGCUUCAUAGCCAAGCCCUCGCUCUAUGGACCUCCAAGUUACAGCCCUCUCAAGGCCAAGGAAAGUGUGACUGACUGACUACCCAAGGACCCAGGUUUUCCACUUUCCUAUAACCCCCUCCACAGUCACCCUAGAAUCCCAAAGGAACUCCUUCAGUUGAGAAAAAUAUUCACCUUUGGGCUGGCAAGAUGGCAUGGGAUGUCUUGGUGGGUCAGAGUACCUGCUGCCAAGCCUGAUGACCUACGUUCUCUGCAUGGUAGAAGAAGAGAACUGACUCCUGCAAGUUGUAUUCUGACCUCCAAAUGCAUGUGUGCCCCUGCAUUAUAUGUGUGCUCGCAUGCGCACAUGCACACACAUACAUACAUACAUACUAAAUAUAAUUUUUUUAUGAAAAAAAAAGGAAAACAUGUACCCUGGUUCAGAAAAUUAAUUAGUAGCAUUCAACUGCAUCACUAAAAGCAAAAUCAGAUUCAAACUUGUUUGUUUAGUUUUGUUCUGAGUCAGGGUUUCUCUGUGUAGCCCUGGCUGUUCUGGAACUCACUGUGUAGACCAGGCUGGCCUCAAACUCAAAGUUAAGCCUGUCUCUGCCUCCUGAGUGCUGGGAUUAAAGGUGAGUGCCACCACACCGAGCCUGGAUUUUUUUUAAAUAUAUACUUUAGAUACAUUAUUUUUGUUACAUACAUCUCAGGAGAUAACAGUGCGAGAAAUGCCCUUAUGUAGGCAUGCCCAUCCCCAACCCUGUGCCACAAGGUGUGUAUCCUGUUUUAGAUUCCUCUCGAUUGUAGCAGUGUCUCAUUACCUCCCUGCAGAAUGAACCAAAGAGCUAGGAACCUAAAACAUCUGUCCACAGCAGCAGCUUUGGGGUGUGCUGAUUUCUCGAGCAAAACUGUAGCAUACUCUUAUCUACAGCUGGCAAAGGUGAUUCUUCCCGACACCACCAGAAGGAGGGCUUUUCUCUCUUCUGCUACUCUCCCUCCAAACUAGCCCCUAAUUCAAAGGGCCCCUCCCCUGGCACCCCAGGCAUGACUCCCCUGGCCGUGCAGGGAACUCGGCUCUUGUUCCUCAAGUGGAUACAUCAGAACUAUUCACCUAUCCCACUGUCCUUUGGCUGUCCCAAACAAACACACUGUGACACCCAAAGAUGUUUCUGAGCUUUGGCCCCACCCCAGACAUUUCCAUCCUCUCGGUCUCCUUUGAAGGAACAUACCUAACGCUGAGCUAACAGACUCUUGUCUUCCCUUGGACACGUAUGUAUUAUUGCCUUUAUGAAAUGUGUUUUUAUAUUCUGCCAUUAUGUCCACCUUAUAUUUUGUAUUGUUGACCAAGAAGUCUUAUUAUAAUAUCACUUAUAAGAUAUACUUAAUCUUUAUGCUAUUACUGUAUAUACCUUUUGGUGAUAAAUAGUGAAUUGUUGAUGAUGUAAUUGACUGGUUCCUGGAUGUAUUUUAAUAAUCUCGUGAAACAGUAUCACAGACAUUAAGCUACUCUGUUCCAUUCUUUCAAGAAAACUGAAUAUGCAUGGAACAGUUAUGAAAUUGAUUUGUCAAAAUGUUUAAUUUAAAUAAAUUUUUU